AUGAAACCAGUUCUGAUUUUCGCUGUUCUCGCCGCAUUGGCUAUCGGAAGCCAGGCUAAGGAUGCACCAUCUGCUUGUAACUCUUGCAAAUCGAUGGUGCAAAACUUCAUCGAUGCCUCCAAGGACCAGAUGAAAAUGGCUCAACUCAAGAUCUCGCUCUCCAUGCUCUGCGCCGGAACAUCCCACCAAUCGGACUGCUCGAAGACCCUCGACAAACUUGACUACAUCGCCUUCAAACUUGCUCCAUACUUGGUUGAUACCUCAGCCGUGUGCUCGAAACUCCAAAUGUGCGGAGAGACUCAAUUCUCACCACUCGCUCGUCUCGCUAUGCUCUAUUUGAAGAAGUCGGAGAGCAUCGUUGCAAAUGAUAACAUUAUGAGACAACAAGUUUGUGACGAGUGCCAGGCGUCUUCCAGCCAACUCGGACAACUUUUCGCCGAUGACUUCACUUCUUAUGCUGUCAAAUCCACAAUCCAACGUCUCGUGUGCCGCAGUGCCGGAAAGGCUCACAAAGCAUGCAACAUUUUCGUCUCCUCGGUCAUUCCAGACUUGAUGACCGAAAUGAGAGAUAUCUUCCAAGAGAAGGAGUUGAUGUGCUCAAACAUGGGAUUGUGCUCGGCGACUGCUAAGCCAUUGACUCGUGAGACACCAAAACAACCACUGAAUGAGUUGUGGAAAUCAAUGGGAACUAUUAAGUCUUCGAAUGGAGAAGAGUUGAUGUCUUGCUUCGAAUGCACACUUUCCAUGGAUACUCUUCUCGAGGAAUUCAUUAAUAAGAGACAAGGAACCGCCGAUGAUAUUCAAGCAGCUGUGUGUGCUAAAGUAGUUGGAGCAUGGACUGCCGGAUGCAAUGAUUUCGUCCACAUGUACAUGUCUACCGUCCUCUUCUUGACCUACAAUCAAUUUGACGGAAAGGGAAUCUGUACUGCAAUGCAUACUUGUGAGAAGAAGGAGAGUGCACUGUUGGCUCUUGCCAAGCCAGAGAAGGCCAUGAUCGGAUGUGAGCACUGUCAAGCUGUCGAGCAAUUCAUUGCUCAGAACCACGAGGCUCUUCACGCUCACGCUGUUGAGGGAAUCUAUUCCAAUGUCUGCCAGAAACUUCCAACAGCUCUUGGAACUAUGUGUGAAUCAUCGGCCAUCCGUCUCUCCCGUAAAUUCUUCGCCCGUACCGCCGAAUUGGCCGCCAGUGGAGCAGUCUGCUCGCAGAUGUGCUAA
This is a messenger RNA of Caenorhabditis remanei, 1215 nucleotides long. RefSeq lists its product as uncharacterized. The record is from RefSeq and is a predicted model, not a curated record. The coding region runs from base 1 to 1215 and encodes 404 amino acids. The transcript has 9 exons. Lineage: Eukaryota; Metazoa; Nematoda; Chromadorea; Rhabditida; Rhabditidae.